AACCAAAUACGACUCAGAUCCACCUGAUGCAUAUGAUCUGAUGAUCGUAUAUCCAGAACAGGCUAACGAAACGUCUCUUCCAUUCUUGACCCUCAAAUGUAUUGACAUAGCUCAGCUUCGAGACAACGCUCAUAUGGGCGGAGGCUACGGGGGCAAUAACACCAACAGAUGGCAACAGAAGACAUUGGAAGGGUCUAACAUUAUUUAGCAGAAAUCCCCCUACAAGAAGCCUUACAGCAACUUCGGGGACCAGAGUUAGGCCUGGAAGAAUUUCCUAGCCCAGUGUAAAGAGUCGCAGAACCUUUAGAGCAGCAAACCAAUGGAAUAUGACCCAAAUCCCUAGCCCUUCAAGCGGUGAGACACCACGAUUACCAUUGACGACGCUUGGAGAAUGAGACAGUAGGUCGGGUGAGAACGGCUUGGCAACGAUGAUUACCAUUGACGACGCUUGGAGAAUGGUGGCUACUGCGAAAAUGAUUGGUUGCCGAAACAAUGGCCUGAUUGGUUGGCUAGCCUUGUGACAUCAAAUUAUUUUUAGACCGAGGGGUUUCCGGAAUUCCUCGUACAUACAUCAGUGGCAUGAUGUACAGCGUAGCGUGGCGGAUCGAGGCUGUAGCUAAUACAUUUAUUUUCCAGGGGAACUCGAUGUAGGCCUACAGUAAUUGGCAACAUGAAGGAGGCUGGGACAAAUAACCUAAAUGAUUGGCUUGCAGGAGCAUGUGGAGGGGUGGUUGGCCUGGUCGUUGGCUUCCCUCUAGAUACCACCAAGGUUCAGCUGCAAACGGCAGCAGACGGAGCGGAGAGAAUACGAAUUAUUGAUAUGUUCAAGAAAAUCAAAACAGAUGGGAUGUUCACUGGAUUCUUCCGUGGUUUAACCAUGCCCUUGUGCUCCUAUGCAUUUUUCAACUCGCUCUAUUUUGGAGUCUAUGGGCAGGCUCUGAAGAAAAUAAGGGAAUGGAAAGGUCAGACUGAAUCGACUUACUUGGAUAUCAUGAUGGCUUCAUUGUGUGGCGGGUUGUCAACACUGAUCCCAUCAUGUCCGAUAGAGGUCAUCAAGUGUACGCUUCAAGCUCAAGUUGGGAACAAACACCUUGCCAGUCACCACACAACCAAGUAUUACAGUGGACCAAUUCAUUGCAUGGCCUCAAUCUUUAAACAGCGUGGUCUGCGAGGACUCUACAAAGGUGUUGGCAUCCAGGCAACGAGGGAGGUCCCUGCUAGCAUGGUAUACCUUCCAGUGUUUGUAUUCUAUGAUGAAAUGCUAGGAAAGUAUACACCCUUACACGCUAAUGGAAUAAUAGCUGGCAGUAUAGCUGGAGGACUUUCAGGAGUGACAAUGUGGACUACAAUUAUGCCUAUAGAUGUGAUCAAAACGCGGCUCCAAUCAGACAGUCUUGGGGUAAAAUAUAAAGGGAUUGUGGACUGUGCUGUCAAAACAUAUAAAAGCGGUGGUAUCAGAACUUUUUAUAGUGGGCUCCUGGUUUGUGCUAUAAGAGCAUUUCCCUGUAAUGCUGCUAUCCUGGCUGUGUAUAAAAAGACUUUACACUAUCUCAAUAGUUUGAGUGCAACUAGUGUCAGUCAUCCAGAGGUCUUGUAUCCCAGCGAAAGAGAACAUAACUAGUCUUAUGUGAAGCAGUUUCAAUAGUGUAAACAUGAAAUCGGUGCAUGACUUCUGCAUGGUGGUGGUACAUGUAUAAGGCGUGAAAUUUGAUAUGCUCACAAUUUAGGUAUAUAUUGACACAUCUACUGUCAAUCCUUCAGUUCGUGGAAUUGGAAAUGGGUGAUUUGUGUAUUUAGUACUUCUGGGUCACGGGGACAGUCAUUUACUCUAGCCAGUGUUCUUUAUUUAGAUUUGAAUGCAUUUCUUGGUCGGUGAUGACAACUCAGCAUCUAUCUGUGUCUUAGUCAUUGGCACUGAAAGUACUGUAGUAUCAUUCUAUAAUAAGGUGCCAAAUUAUUGUUAACUGAAGGUCUGAAACAGGCAUAUUAUUGUCUUGGGAAGUGUGCUUUGCUUCAGAUCAUUUUUAAUGUUGGAGACUGUUACAUGU
Lineus longissimus is the source of this 2048-nucleotide messenger RNA. RefSeq names its product solute carrier family 25 member 48-like. The transcript is spliced from 4 exons. Gene Ontology annotation, cellular component: mitochondrion. The record is from RefSeq and is a predicted model, not a curated record. The coding region runs from base 671 to 1621 and encodes 316 amino acids. Gene Ontology annotation, molecular function: transmembrane transporter activity. Gene Ontology annotation, biological process: transport. NCBI's taxonomy places the organism in Eukaryota, Metazoa, Nemertea, Pilidiophora, Heteronemertea, Lineidae.